AUGGAUGUGUUUGGUGGCGCACCACGUUUCUUGGCCUAUCCGAGACCUGUGGUGGUACAAAGUGGAACUGAUGCAGUCCUCAAGUGUCAAAUUGGUGGUGAUCCAAGGCCCGCGGUUAUCUGGGAGCGGAACAAUGAAAAGAUUGACCCACAAGGACGGUAUAGGGUCUUUGAGGAUGGAAAUGUUUACAAUCUCAUCAUUUCAGCUGUGACCACGGAGGAUAGUGGCCAGUACAUAUGCAAAGCAAAGAACAGCAUUGGGGAAACAUACGCAGCGGCCACACUGAAGGUGGAAGGUGAGGCGCAAGAGAUGGAGUUUCGAGAGGAAAAUAAGCCCCGGUUCCUCAUCAAGCCCCUGUCCACUCGUGUUGGCCGCGGGGAAGAUGCUGUCUUCUCUUGUAAGCUCUGGGGAAACCCACGACCAGAGGUGGUCUGGGAAAAGGAUGGCAGGAAACUCAAUGAAAUAUUUGAAAGCACACAUUUCAGUGUGGGCUACCAGGACGGUGGAUGGUUCCAGCUCAAGAUUUUUAAGACUCGUGCACCAGAUGGUGGUGUAUAUACAUGCAAAGCCAGAAAUGAGUUUGGGGAAGCUCUGGCAGGGGCUGUGUUGCUCGUCGAUGCGGGCCCAGGACAUGAGGAAGAAGGAAAUCGUAAUGGCUAUACAAAUGGCCACUGGAAAGCCCACCAGGGAAAACAGAGGAGUGGAAGGCAAGUCCCAAACCGGCUAAAAGACGACACCAUGACCAAGUCCACUAAAGUAAAAAUGUUUGCAGUGACAGAGGGUAAACAUGCCAAAUUCCGCUGCUUUGUGACUGGAAAACCCAAACCAGAAAUAAUUUGGAGGAAAGAUGGCAGGCUGAUACUGUCUGGAAGGCGUUAUUUGUUGUAUGAGGACAGAGAAGGAUACUUCACACUUAAAGUUCUGUACUGUAAGCAGAAGGAUAACGGAGUUUAUGUUUGUGCUGCGUCGAAUACUGCAGGGCAAACCCUCAGUGCCGUACACCUCUCCGUGAAGGAGCCGCCUGUGCGGUUCAAGCAGCCUCUCAUUGAUCUAGAAGUAUGGGAACGAGAUUUGGCUGUUCUCGAGUGUGAAGUUCCAGAGGACUCUGUUCCCAUCACAUGGUAUCUGGAGGAUAGAAGACUGCAGCCAGGGGCCAAAUAUGGGAUGGAGGAGUGGGGAACAAAAAGGCGACUGACUAUCCGUGACAUCGGGGUUGACGAUGACGGGAUUUACCUCUGCGAGAUGCCCGAUGGGGGGAGAAGCAUUGCAGAGGUCGCCGUGAAAGGGACGAUUUUGCGGAAGCUUCCAAGAAAAGUGGACGUAUUGGAGGGCGAAAACGCCGCCUUCUGUGUUGAAGUGGAAAAAGAAGAAAUGGACAUACACUGGUACAAAGAUGGUGUAGAGCUGCGUGAAACGCAUCAGACCAUCCUUAAGUCCUUCGGUCGUACUCACAUCCUGGUUUUCGUCAAUACGAUGCCCCAAGACUCUGGCCUUGUGACUUUCCUUGUAGGCAGAUCCAAGACUUCCUCUCAGCUGAGAGUGAAAGCGGCCAGACAUUGUCCUCCCAGUUGUCCAGUGGGUGUGCAGAUCAACACGGAGCGAGCUAAUGCAGCUCUGCUCUCAUGGGUUCCUGCUCAGGACUCGCGAAAGAACCCUCCAUCUGGUUACGUGCUCGAGCGACAGGAAGUGGGCACCGGCUCUCAGGAGUGGCUGCAGUGCCUGACCACAGACUCUGCGACGUCAGUGGAGAUCCUGGGUGACAGCGUACCAUGUGAAGCUGAUUAUCGAUUUCGCAUUUGCAGUGUAAACAAAUAUGGAAAGAGCAACAAUGUUGAGUUCCCGAGGGCUGUUCACUUGGUUCCAGUUGCCAGAAUACAAGCUCCUUUGCAGGAUGCCUUGGUGCCAGAGGGCCAAGAUGCCCUCUUCUCUAUCGAGCUGUCUGCCUCGGUUAUCGGUACAUGGUUCUUGAAUGGUACUCAGCUUCAGGAGGAUGAACGUUAUUCCAUGCGUCGGUCAAGAACACACCAGUCUCUUCGCAUACGAGGAGUACGUGAUACAGACAAUGGAGCUGAGAUCACGUUUAUUGCCUAUGGGAUUCGGGAUUCUGCAGCACUGUACAUCCAAGCUCCUCUUGUCAAGUUUUCGCCACUGUCAGAAAUGGAUCGAAAUAAAUUUGUAGAAAUGGGGAACCCCAUUGUGCUGUACUGUGAGCUGUCAGACCCGGCGGCUCCGGUGCACUGGUACAAGAACGGGGUGGAAUUGCAAACAAUGGAGGGUCUUCAUAUCCAAUCGGAGGGCACCAUGAGAAGAAUUGUCAUCCAAUCAGCAGAGUUCUCACAUUCGGGAGUGUAUUGCUGUGAUGCGAUUGAUGACGUCAUCAGGUUCAAUGUGGAAGUAGAGGCACCGCCAAUAACAUUUGCUGACAUCCCAGAGGAGGACCUGUUCAAGAGUGUUGUGGAACAAGAACAGCUUGUUCUGUCAAGUGAAGUAUCAAGGGCUGAUGGUGUUGUCCAGUGGUACAAAGAUGGAAUUGAAAUGCACUCAAGUAAUAAUAUUACAAUGCAAGCAGAGGGCACCAGAAGGAUCCUGACAGUUCAUUCAGUCCAACUGUCUGACACGGGCACAUACACAUGCCGUGCAGGAGACAACGUUUUAAUGUUCAAGGUUAACAUACGAGAACCACCGGUGAUGAUAACCUUUCCCAAGGAGGACGUCCAUCUCGAACGCCACGUCCCUGAGGAAAUCAUUCUGAGCUGUGAACUGUCUCGUCCAAACGGUGUUGUCAGCUGGUACAAAGACGGCCAAAAGCUGCAAGAGAGUGAGAACAUCAAGCUGAAGACUGAAGGCCCUUAUCGACGACUCAAGAUUCUUUCAAGUGGAGUCGAAGAUUCUGGAGAAUACGUCUGUGACACAGCUGACGAUUCAAUAUUCUUUCACCUUAGCAUUACAGAACCGCCAGUGCGGAUUGUGUCCCCAAGUCAGUCCCAAAUGGAACUGUGCCAGCAGACCUCUGAGAGGAUGGUACUGAGCUGUGAGAUCUCGCGGCCUAAUGUAGCGGUGCGCUGGUACCGAGACGGACUCGAGGUGGAGGAAAAUGACAACCUUAUCCUAGAGGUGGACGGUGUCUACAGAAGACUUAUUAUACCUGAAACUACAGUCAAAGAUUCCGCCGAAUACGUCUGCGAUACUGCAGAUGACUCCAUGACAUUCUUUGUAAACAUAGCAGAGCCUCCUGUUCGCUUCGUACGUCCAAGGAAGAUGGCAAGCAGAGUAGAGAAAGUGGCUGGGGACACUCUGGUUCUGGACUGCGAGGUUUCAAGAUCAAAUGCCGAGGUCACCUGGAAGAAGAAUGGGGAAGAAGUAGAGGACUCCAGGAAUAUCACCAUCCUGGAGGAUGGUGUCAUGCGUCAAUUAACCGUUCACUCACUAACAGUGGAAGAUGCUGGGCAGUAUGUCUGCGAUGCGAAGGAUGAUGUGAUGGAUUUCCAUGUAAAAGUGCAAGAUCUGCCGGUGAAAAUUCUUGGAAAAACCGAUGCAAAAACAGAAAAGCAGUUUUUAGUAUCAGAUGACAUUAUUCUAGUGUGCGAACUAUCAAGAGCCAAUGCCUCAGUCAGCUGGUACAAAGACAACCAGUUAAUUGACGACACUGAGCGGUACUGUAGCGAGGAGCAGGGCGUUUUCCGAUCGCUGGUUGUCCUAAAUGCUGGGCUGGAAGAUUCAGGAGAAUACACCUGUGACGCAGUGGAUGAUAAGAUGGUUUUCUACAUCACCGUCAAAGAACCUCCUGUACAGAUCGUUGGAAACUCAGGCCACCCAGAGCAUCAUAUCCUGGUAGCAGGAGAUGACCUUAUUUUGGAGUGUGAGGUUUCUCGGCCGAACGCCAUCGUUCAGUGGUUAUGGAACGGCGAGAUACUGAAACCGGACACCCGUAUACAAAUUGACAGCUAUGAUGUUGUGAGGAAGCUUGUUCUCUCUGGACUUGAGCCCUCAGACUCCGGAAAAUACGUUUGUGAUGCCAUCGACGACAAAUUGAUAACAAUUGUUGAGGUUCAAGUUCCCCGUGUUGUCGAGUUCAUAGCGGAGCUCCGCAACAUCACGGUGUGUGAGGGAGAAGAUGCGGUGUUUAAGUGUGUCGUCUCACCGGAGGACACUCAGUUGGCGUGGCGCUUAAAUGGCAAGCGAGUAGCUCUGAAUGAGCGCACUGUCGUUUCAAGCAACGGACUGUGCCACAUGCUCUGCAUCCACAACUGCAUGGUUUCAGAUAGCGGCAGAGUGACAGCUGAUGCGGAGGGGUUGGUAUCGGAGGCAGAACUCCAGGUUCAAGAGCAACAGGUGUUGUUCACCAAGAAAAUGACACCAGUUGUAGCCGAAGAGUACAGUGAGGCGACUCUAGAGGUGGAGGUGAGUCUGGAUUCGGGAGAGGUGCAGUGGAUGAGGCAAGGGGUGCUGAUCCACCCCGGAGCAAAGUACACCCUGAAACACAAGGGCCGAAAACACAGUCUCACUAUCCACAAACUGGCCGUGUCUGACCGGGGCACCUACAGCUGUGAAACCCUCCAUGACCGCACGCAGGCCCAGCUCACAGUGGAACCUCGAAAAAUCACAAUCAAGAGAGGGCUGACUGACGUGAAAACCACGGAGAGAGAAACGGCGUCUUUCGAGGUGGAACUAUCCCACCCCCACGUCACAGGCACCUGGACGAGAAACGGAAUCCAGCUCAAGCCGACGAGUCACUUCCGUAUGAGCGCCAAAGGAGCCGUUCACAGCCUCACCAUCUCCAACCUCUCAGUAGAGGACACCGCCACCUUUAUGUUCUGUGUAGAGCAUUUGAAGACGUCUGCGAGGCUUGUUGUGAAGGAGCCUCCAGUGACCAUUUUCAGAAAACUGGAAGACCAGAAAUUCCCUGACGGGGCAGUGAUCUCCAUUGAGUGUGAGCUGUCAAGACAUAACGUUGAUGUGAAAUGGCUGAAGAAUGGAGUGGAGGUGAAGCCAGGCAAGGACUUGCGCAUUUAUGCAAUGGGAAGGAAGCGGUUUCUUCAGAUCAUGAAGUGUCAUGUCAGUGAUUCUGGGAUGUACACCUGCGAUGCUGGAGAUGCGACUACAUCCUGCACGGUGGAGGUCUAUGAGCGUGAGCUGCUGGUCCUGCAGGGCCUCGAGGACCUGGACAUCCAAGAGGAUCAGAAUGCUGUGUUUGUGUGUGAGAUCUCGGUGGAGGAUGUGCCGGGAGAAUGGUACAAAAACGGGGAGAGGAUACACCCCACCAGCACCGUCAAGAUCCGCCAGGAAGGGACCAAACACUUUCUUCUUAUGUGCAAUGUGCGGGCAGAGGACUCCGGAGAGAUCAAGUUCGUCAGCAGACAUGUUGAAUCUGUGGCUUCCCUGGAGGUGGAAGAGCUUCCGGUCAACAUCGUGAAACCUCUGCAGGACAAGACGGCCCUCGAGAAGAGCCGCGUCAUCCUCGACUGCACCGUCUCCAACCCCAGAUGUAGUAUCCGCUGGUACAAAGGCAGCAAUGUCAUCCUGCCCUCCGAGCGCUUUGAGAUCUGCAGUGAAGGCUGCUAUCGCAAGCUCAUCAUCCAGCAGGUGGCGCUGGAUGAUGAGGGCACGUACAGUGUGCAGGUUGGAGAGUAUACAUGCUCUGCAAAACUCACAGUGGAGGCUCAGUCUCUGUUAAUGGUCAGAGAGCUGAAGGAUGUGGAAGUCAUGGCCCCCGAUGAAGCCUGCUUUGAAUGCGAGGUCUCAGUCCCUGUCCUCAAAGCCCCUGUGUGGAGUCUGAAUGGGGAGCCCUUACAGUCGAGCUCUCGUGUACGCCUGGAGAGGAUGGGCACAGUCCACAGGCUGACCCUCCGACAAACCUCCCCUGACAUGAAUGGAGAGGUGGAGUUCGCCUCCGGGAAAGCGAAAAGCAGAGCCCAGCUUCGGGUACUGAGUGAUCCGUGAGCGACAUCCUCUAUCUGUCAUCGCCUAAUCGACACGGAUUGAUUACUAUAUUGAUGCUUUUCAGCUGUAACAGUGAUGUUGCUUAUGUA
Molecule: messenger RNA, 6029 nt
Organism: Chelmon rostratus (copperband butterflyfish)
Lineage: Eukaryota; Metazoa; Chordata; Actinopteri; Chaetodontiformes; Chaetodontidae
Gene: obsl1b
Product: obscurin like cytoskeletal adaptor 1b
Exons: 22
Coding region: 1-5940 (1979 amino acids)
Molecular function (GO): protein binding
Source: RefSeq, a predicted model, not a curated record